AUGUUUGAUGCGUUUUGCAGAGACUGCAACCAAGCGACGGAUGUGGUGUUUGACCACUCCGCCGGCAAUGCAGUCUGUUCAGAGUGUGGUCUUGUCUUGGGAUCUCACUCCAUCGAUGAAACCUCCGAGUGGCAAACCUUCUCUAACGACUACGGCAAUAAUGGUAGUCCCAGUAACCCUCUCAUCGUCGAUGAUGGUCUCUCCAACGUCAUUGCUAAGUCGAACGGAGCAUCCAGUGAUGUUCCCUCAUCGUCUCUUGGUCGUUGGCAGAAUAGUAGUUCUAAUCCCGAUCUAGGAUUGAUCGUUUCGUUCCAAACUAUUGAUAUUAUGGCUGAGAAGUUGGGACUGGUUCCCACCAUUAAGGACCGAGCUAAUGAGAUAUAUAAGCGGGUUGAAGAUCAGAAGUCUAGUAAGGGAAGAAAUCAGGAAGCAUUAUUGGCUGCUUGCGUCUACAUUGCUUGUCGACAAGAAGACAAGCCACGCACUAUAAAGGAAAUUUGUUUGAUUGCCAAUGGAGCCACCAAGAAGGAAAUUGUCCGCGCAAAAGAAUACAUAGUGAAACAACUGGGUUUAGAGAAUGGUGGUCAAUCUAUUGAAAUGGGAAUAAUUCAUAUUGGGGACUUUAUGGGACGAUUUUGUUCUAAUCUUGGUAUGAAUCAUCAAGCUGUUAAAGCUGCUACGGAAUCUGUUCAGAAUUCAGAAGAAUUUGAUAUAAGGAGAAGUCCCAUAUCAAUUGCUGCAACAGUUAUAUACAUCAUAACUCAUCUUUCGGAUGAUAAAAAAUCCCUGAGAGAUAUAUCAGUUGCUACAGGAGUUUCGGAAGGAACCAUUAGGAACACAUACAAGGAUAUCUUUCCCCAUGUUUCAAAGAUAAUACCAACCUGGUAUGCUAAGGAAGAGGAUCUCAAGAACCUGCAACCCUUGAAACUAAACAGCAAAAGAGUUGAUGAAAUGGUUGAGGUCGGGAUGGUUGAUGAGAUUCGAGAAUAUUUUGUAUCUGGGGCAGACAACUCAAAGGGAAUUAGAAGGGUAAUUGGGGUUCCUGAAAUUGAUUAUUUUUUUGAGAUAGUAAAGAAAAACACCAUUGAUGAUGCUAAAAAAGAAAAGAUAUUGAACAAAGCUAUCAGAAAAACCAAACACAGCACUUGCAUAUUGGCUAAAAAUCAACUCUUGAAGGAAUAUGGCUCUUAUGCUUGGAUCGAUAGUGUACAAAAUUGA
This is a messenger RNA of Medicago truncatula (barrel medic), 1218 nucleotides long. Its product is annotated as transcription initiation factor IIB-2. Lineage: Eukaryota; Viridiplantae; Streptophyta; Magnoliopsida; Fabales; Fabaceae. The transcript is spliced from 2 exons. Gene Ontology annotation, biological process: DNA-templated transcription initiation; transcription preinitiation complex assembly. Gene Ontology annotation, molecular function: TBP-class protein binding. The record is from RefSeq and is a predicted model, not a curated record. Gene Ontology annotation, cellular component: nucleus; transcription preinitiation complex. The coding region runs from base 1 to 1218 and encodes 405 amino acids.